Messenger RNA from Monosiga brevicollis MX1, 1908 nucleotides. RefSeq lists its product as uncharacterized. Bases 1 to 1908 code for a protein of 635 amino acids. The record is from RefSeq and is a predicted model, not a curated record. Gene Ontology annotation, cellular component: ribonucleoprotein complex. Lineage: Eukaryota; Choanoflagellata; Craspedida; Salpingoecidae. Gene Ontology annotation, molecular function: RNA binding. The transcript is spliced from 12 exons.
AUGCAUACUAGGCUGGGGGUGGGCGCCUGCUUGAUUGUUUUCCCAUGCUGGCUUUUGAUCAUGUCCGUUCGAUCGCGGUCCUUAUCGCUUUUCCCGCUGCCCCUACAUUCCAAUCUCGUCAUCUUAGCCCGGCCCGGUUAUUCUCGACGCCUCGACCGACCCAGCAACAUGGCUGCCGAUGCCGAAGUGACGAGUAACCUGCAAGCCCUCUCGCUUGAAGGUCUGGCCUCUCAUCAGCAGCAACGAAUCGUUGGCUCUCCCAUUCCCGGCGCUCGGACCAAUGUGUCCUCCACCUCGAGCGCCUCAAGUCGCUCGGCUCGACCCGUGCCCCCGCCCCUCAACAUCCCCGACCUUACCCACCAAGCCACCCGUCCCAUGGGUCGAUUUGGUGAACCCUCGGCCCCUACUGCUGGAUCAGUCCCGGCCCCCACCUCCAAUGCCACUCACCACGGCUAUGACAUCCCACCGUUCAAGGGAAAAGACGAGGACGACGCAGGUGAUGCGUCCUCGCCUACCAGCAAUGGGUCCAACGGUCAAUUCAACCAAGCCCCGGUCUCCAAGACCAACCUGAUCAUCAAUUACAUCCCAAACAGCUUCUCCCAAGACGACCUGCGUGCGCUCUUUGGCGCCUACGGUGCCUUGAAAAGCUGCAAGCUCAUGUAUGAUCGGGCCACGGGAAAGAGUCUUGGCUACGGUUUUGUUGAGUACGAAGACGAAAACGGUGCUACCAAGGCUGCUGAUGCCCUGAACGAGUUUCAGAUUGAGAACAAGCGUCUCAAAGUCAGCUUUGCUCGCCCCUCCAGCUCAACCAUUACGAAUGCCAAUCUCUACAUCAAGGGCUUGCCCACCACCAUCAACGAGCAAUCCUUGACGGACAUGUUCAGCUCAUGUGGCGAUAUUAUCAGCGUUCGCGUCCUCUAUGACCGCAAUGGCACUCCCAAGGGCGUGGGCUUUGUGCGCUUUGAUCAACACAAGGAGGCGGAGAAUGCUAUUCAGCGCUUCAACAACGUGACCCCUGAAGGCUGCACUACACCGCUCGUGGUCAAGUUUGCGGACAAUGCAAAAUCGCGUGCGGCCGCCCCGCCUCCGCCGCACGUCCAGGCGACCAUGAAUCACUAUGGUGGAUUCAUGCCCUACCAUCCGCCAACCUCGCCACCGGCACAGCCCUUUGCGGCGCGCAUGUCGAUGCAGGCCCCGAAUCAACCUCAGGCACAGCCUCAGCCUCAGCCUCAGCCCAUGCCACCUCACCCUCUGGGCAGCAUGGCCCCCGACGAGGGCCACCUGGGCAUGAUUCCACCUUCAGCCAUCUCAGACCAGGGCAUCUGCCUCUUCGUCUACAAUCUUCCUCCUGCGUGUACCGAGCAGGAUCUGACUGCUCUAGUUGGCCAGUAUGGCAACGUGCGCUCUGCCAGCAUUGUGCGAUACAAGGAGACGGGCUCUUCCAAGGGUUAUGCCUUUAUCACGGUAGCAACCAAUGCCGACGCCACCAACGUAAUCCGCAACCUCAACAAUAUGCGCUACAAUGGACGAGACCUGCAAGUGUCCUUCAAGAAGCAAUCGCGCCGUCCCGCUCACGCUGAUAUGGGCAACAUGCAUGCCGGCCAUGUGCUUCCACACGCUGGCCCGCGUGACAUGAGCUACAUGCACAUGCCCCUGGAUGCGGGCUAUGGCUCUCUACCUGCUACGGCCCCACAAAUGGGCAUUCCCGGUCGCCAUCCAUCCUUGCCCAUGAUGGGCAUGGGCAUGCAAGCAUCUAUGCAAACACCAAUUUCACCCUUGAGCCCGGGUACCGCAGCUCACUUGCUGAAUCCCGGUCUCCUCUCACCCUCAGCGGCACCCAUGCCCUUGCAAACACCUCAGCACCUCAUUUCCCCUUCCUACCCAUCAUCUGCGGGUCCUUACUCGUAA